This is a messenger RNA of Xiphophorus hellerii (green swordtail), 3582 nucleotides long. Its product is annotated as oocyte zinc finger protein XlCOF6-like. Gene Ontology annotation, biological process: regulation of transcription by RNA polymerase II. Gene Ontology annotation, molecular function: DNA-binding transcription factor activity, RNA polymerase II-specific; RNA polymerase II transcription regulatory region sequence-specific DNA binding. The record is from RefSeq and is a predicted model, not a curated record. Bases 456 to 2873 code for a protein of 805 amino acids. The transcript has 2 exons. Lineage: Eukaryota; Metazoa; Chordata; Actinopteri; Cyprinodontiformes; Poeciliidae. Gene Ontology annotation, cellular component: nucleus.
AGAAAAACGAACAGAGGCGGAAAGUAAGCGGCUUGUCUGUUUCUGGGGUAGCUCUUCGUACGGAACUUCCGGCGGAAGAUGCUAGCAGGGGGCUAGCAGCGUUAGCUUCUAGGUUUCUUUCUGUUUAUUUUCGCUAAGAAGACGGUUUUCCUGUGUGAAAACCAGAGAGCGACUAAAUGCUGCUACCGGAGAAAUAUUCUACAGCAGGAAGAGAUCGAUAAAUGUUGAGACUGCAGGAUAAAAGCUGGGAAACCCAAAUCAUCAGGGAACCUCCAGAGUUGCUAUUAUUAGCAAGAUGUUCUUGCUAAUCAGACCAAAACAAAAUGUCUAAUCUGGACCAGAGGGGAACUGAAUCUCUAUAAACUGAAGGGACAGCAGAAAACCUGGAACAAAUGAGUAAAAGAGGAGGUGCUUGGAUCAGAACCUCUGCAGAUUGUAGAGGUAGAAGAUAAGAUAUGGAUAUCUUAGUUACAACAGGUUCUAGAUCUUUUGAAAACAAAGAACCAGUAGAACCAGAAUUGCAACAAAUGAAGGGAAAUGAUUGUCAAUCAGAAUCUCAGCAACUGGUAAAGAUUGAGGCUGAAGGCAUCAGUCCAGAUGACAACCAGGAUGUACUAAAGCAGGAGACUGAUAUCAUAAUGGUAACUGUUUCUGGAUCUCUUGAAAUCAAAGAAGAAUCGCUAAAAUUAGAAUUGGAACAAAAGAAGGAAGAUGAUUGUCUGUCAGAAUCUCAGCGAUUGGUAAAGAUUGAGGCUGAAGGCAUCAGUCAGGAUACAAGACAGAAUUUACCAAAGAAUGAGUUUGAUUCCAUAAUACUAAAUGUUUCUGGAUCGCUUGAAAUCAAAGGACCAGUGGAAAUGGAAUUGCAUCUAAUGAAAGAAGACGACUGUCAAUUGGGAUCUCAACAGAUGGUAAAGGCUGAGGCUGAAGGCAUCAGUCAGGAUGACAACCAGGAGGUAUUUAAGCAGGAGAUUAGUACCAUAAUGGUAGCCGAUUCUGGAUCUCUUCAGCUCAAAGGGGAACCAGGAGAACAAGAUCCUGAACAUUUGAAGGAAGAGGGCAAAGGAUCAGGACCUCAGCAGAUGGGAAAGAAAGAGGCUGAUAACAUUGCCCAGGAAGUAGUGAAGCAGGAGAAUGAUACCUUAACCCUAACAGCUUCUGGAGAUGAAUCAGAGUACCAACAACCUGAACUGAAUGGGAAAAAAAUCCUGCAUCAGAGCGUUGCUAAAACACAGCACCAUCAGGAUAUAAAAGCUGAGAAAGUUUCAGGUUCCAGCAGAAAUGAACAGCAACAGAAGAGAGCUCAGAAAAGCAGAGGUCAAUGUGAUGAUGAAGAUAAAUUGAUAAAGGACAAGAAGAUUGACCAAGUAAAUAAAUGCCAAAAAUGUAGUAUUUGUGGUAGAAAUUUUAACCGCAAAGAGCAUUUAAUGGUUCACAUGCGAACUCACACAGGUGAGAAGCCUUUCUCAUGUAUAACCUGUAAGAGGAGCUUUAAUCGCAAAAAUAGUUUGAAUAUCCAUAUUAGAACUCACACAGGUGAGAAGCCUUUCUUGUGUCUAACAUGUGGGAGAAGUUUUACUUCCAAAAGUAGUUUGAAUGGCCAUGUAAGAUCUCAAACAGGUGAGGAGCCAUUCUCAUGUAAAUUCUGUGGAAAAGAUUUUUGCCUAAAACGUAGUUUGAGUAGGCAUAUGAAAAGUCAUACAGUUGCCAAAAACCUUUCUUGUGAGGAGCAAAAGUUUAAUUCUCAAGACCAAACUCCACCUGGAGAUGCUCUAACUCAAACAGAUUUCAUUUGUGAAAGCUGUGGAAAAGUCUUUAUUUGUAAAACUACAUUGACAUGCCACAUGAAGAUUCAUACAGGAGAAAAACCUUUCCCUUGUGUUACAUGUGGAGAAUCUUUUCAGGAAAGCUGCCUAUUGACUAGCCACACUAGGACGCACAAAGGAAAGAAACCCUUCUUUUGCAUUAUAUGUAGAAAAUCUUUCACUAGAAUAACUCAUUUGAACAUCCACAUGAGAAUUCACACAGGUGAGAAGCCCUUUCCAUGUGGAAAGAGUUUUUCUGCACAAAGUAAUUUGAAAAGACACACAAGAUCUCACACAGGAGAGAGGCCUUUCUCAUGUUUGACCUGUGGAAAGAAUUUCAGUCAAAGACAUAACUUAUCUGCUCAUGUGAGAGCUCAUUCAGGAGAGAAGCCUUUCUCAUGUAUAACCUGUGGAAAAUCUUUCAGUAGGAAAAAUAGUUUGUGUCUCCACAAAAAAAUUCACACAAGUGAGAAGCCUUUCUCAUGUAUAAUAUGCAGAAAAUUUUUAUGUAGUUCUAAUGGUUUGAAAAUUCACAUGAGAACUCACACAGUUGAAAAGCCUUUUUCAUGUAUGACCUGUGGAAAAGGUUUUAAAUGGAAAAGUAGAUUGUAUAUUCACAUGAGAAGUCAUACUGGUGAGAAUCCGUUCACAUGUAUAACUUGUAGAAAAGAUUUCACUAAAAAAUAUAGUUUGUAUAUUCACAUGAGAAUUCACACAGGUGAGAAACCUUUCUUAUGUAUAACUUGUGGAAAAUCUUUCAGUAGAAGAAAUAGUUUGAGUAGGCACAUGAGAACUCACACAGUUGAGAAGCCUUUUUCAUGUAUUGACUGUGGAAAAGGUUUCAAAUGGAGAAGUGGUUUGAGUUACCACAUGAGAACACAUGCAGGUGAAAAGCCUUUCAUGUGUAUAACCUGUGGAAAAGGCUUCACUGAAAAAUAUAAUUUUGAUAGCCACAUGAAAAGUCACACAGGUGACAGCCCUUUCUCAUGUCUAACCUGUGGGAAUACGUUUAGUAGAAAACAUACUUUGAAAAGGCACAUGAGAACUCAUGUGAAAGUGCCUGUGUAAUCUUUAAUUUCCCUUCUGUGACUUAAGGUAAACAUUUUACCCAAAUAGGUAGUUUAAAAUAUCCUACUGAGUAGAAGUGGAGAAACCUGUCUAAAGAGAAGAUAUGAGUGGAGAAAUUUAAAAGUGGGGCUGUUAUCGGGUCUAAUAGGGAGAUUGUCACUGUUAGUUGUAAAAUCUUUAAACCAACUUUUCAUGCUGACUAAUUUUUAUAAUCAUCUCAAAUUGGACCCUUGUCUUUUUGGGAGAUGUCUGAGAACAGCUGACUUGUCAAGUUAAGCCAAACAUGUUGGGAUGUUUGUCUAAAAGGUAAAAGGAAAGUUAAAACUGCUGUUAAGUUAUUUUAUCUUUUCUUUGUUUUUCAACUUUUGAAAAAGUUUCUAAAUCAGACGUAGCACCCUGGUGUGUUUUGUUUUAAAAUAUUUAAUACUAAUGUUUAAUCUUAAUGUUUUUAUUUUUGUGUGGAUGUGUAGCUUAAGAAUAUAAACAAUUGGAGAAUGGAAAAUAAAGUUUUUAUUUUGUUCUUUUCAGCAGGUUGAUAGUUUCUCUCAGGAGUGUUCAGGAAGCAUUAAUGACUAAUUAUGGGAUGGUUUCUGAAUGAUGAACUGUAACAAAUUAUCACAAUAAAUACUUUUGCUUUGUUUUUCCACAGAUUGUAUUGAAAUGAUGCAUUGUGUGAAAUAAUAAAAAGACGCAUUUAAUUAUCCUUAAA